This is a messenger RNA of Eurypyga helias (sunbittern), 571 nucleotides long. RefSeq names its product legumain-like. The transcript is spliced from 4 exons. Lineage: Eukaryota; Metazoa; Chordata; Aves; Eurypygiformes; Eurypygidae. Bases 5 to 445 code for a protein of 146 amino acids. The record is from RefSeq and is a predicted model, not a curated record.
GGGCAUGGGGAAGAAAGCUACCCCCAUUUCUCUGCCGCCUGUAGAACACUAUGACCUGACGCCUAGUCCUGACGUACCUUUUGCAAUCAUGAAACGAAAGCUAAUGGCUACCAAUGACAUUUAUGAGGUUAAGAAGAUUGCUGCAGAGAUGAAAACAUACCUGGAGGUGAAAGAAUUUAUCCAGGAAUCCAUGCGAAAGAUAAUCACCUUAAUAACCGGAUCAAAAGAACAGACUGACCAAAUUCUGUCAGACAGAUUGACCAUCAGCAAUUAUGACUGCUACCAGUCAGCGGUGAACCACUUCAAAGCUCAUUGCUUCAACUGGCACUUACCCUUGUAUGAGUAUGCACUGAGUCAGCUGUAUGCCUUGGUCAACGUGUGUGAAGGAGGAUACCCCACUGACAGAAUAUGCCGGGCCAUGGAUCACGUGUGCCUCGGGUAUUGAUGGAAACAACACUCCUUUGUAUAACCCUUACUACAAGUGGUAACUUUUCAUACCUGUAAUAAUCCAGACUUCACAUGCAUGCAGCGUGAAGAGAGUCAGCCAGUGUACUGGAGCUGUGCUGGGAGC